Messenger RNA from Rosa chinensis, 1238 nucleotides. RefSeq names its product NADP-dependent D-sorbitol-6-phosphate dehydrogenase. Bases 103 to 1032 code for a protein of 309 amino acids. The transcript has 6 exons. Lineage: Eukaryota; Viridiplantae; Streptophyta; Magnoliopsida; Rosales; Rosaceae. The record is from RefSeq and is a predicted model, not a curated record. Gene Ontology annotation, molecular function: aldose-6-phosphate reductase (NADPH) activity.
CACCCAAAAAAAUUUGCUUACGGAACUGGUAUUUCUGGAGAGACAAAGCCAGUACUGACUAGGGCGGAAGCAGCAUCUCAGACUCGAAGUCAGUCGAACAAAAUGUCGAUAACACUCAACAGCGGGUUCAAAAUGCCAGUAAUCGGUCUUGGUGUUUGGCGCAUGGAAGGAAAAGAAAUCAGAGACCUCAUCAUCAAUUCCAUCAACAUUGGUUAUCGCCAUUUUGACUGCGCUGCUGAUUACAGGAAUGAAUCAGAAGUUGGAGAGGCACUAGCAGAAGCAUUUUCCACUGGGCUUGUUAAGCGAGAGGAUCUCUUCAUCACCACCAAGCUUUGGAAUUCAGAUCACGGACAUGUUGUGGAGGCCUGUAAAGACAGUCUAAAGAAGCUUCGGUUGGAUUAUCUAGAUCUGUACCUUGUUCACUUUCCUGUUGCCACGAAGCACACCGGAGUUGGUGCAACUGACAGUGCUUUGGAUGAGGAUGGGGUGCUAGAGAUAGACACAACUAUUUCUCUAGAAACUACUUGGCGUGCUAUGGAAGAUCUGGUUUCUCUGGGUUUAGUUCGUAGUAUUGGGAUCAGCAACUAUGACAUCUUUCUCACUAGAGAUUGCUUGGCCUAUUCCAAAGUGAAGCCUGCUGUGAAUCAGAUUGAAACUCACCCAUACUUCCAGCGUGAUUCUCUUGUCAAAUUCUGUCUGAAACACGGCAUCUCCGUCACAGCCCACACUCCACUUGGAGGUGCUGCAGCCAACACUGAAUGGUUUGGUUCAGUUUCAGCUCUGGAUGAUCCAGUUCUCAAGAAUCUUGCUGAGAAAUACAAAAAGACAGUGGCCCAGGUUGUUCUUCGAUGGGGCAUUCAACGCAACACGGUUGUAAUCCCGAAGACGUCAAAACUCGAGAGAUUGAAAGAGAACUUUCAAGUCUUUGACUUUGAGAUUUCCAAAGAGGACAUGGACCUCAUUAAAAAGGUGGACAGGAAACUCCGGACCAAUCAACCUGCCAAGUUUUGGGGCGUUGAUCUAUUUGCUUAGGUUUUCUGUAAUUCUACCCAUGAGAGUAAAUCCCUUGUGUUUGCUAAGAAUAAACCGAGUGCUGGAGCUACUUGACUCUCGUUGGACUCGUAAACUCUAGAUUGAUCUAAAUCAUUCUUCAAAGCUAAAAAAUAUGUCAAUGAACCAACUUUCAAAUGUGGUUGUUGGCCGUUUUUAGUGUGUAUGUUCGUUCCUUGCUUGUCUCA